CCACAACUCAUCGCGCACUUUGGAUAUCCGGUUGAAGGGCAUACCGUAACUACCGAAGAUGGUUAUAUUUUGACUGUGCACCGUAUUCCAUUUGGAAGAGAUGAGCGACCAGCACCUCAUACCUCAAAUGUGCGACCACCCGUCCUGCUAAUGCAUUGUCUUCUCUGCGAUUCUUCUGUUUUUGUGUUGAAUUUACCUGCGCAGAGCUUGGGUUUUGUCCUUGCUGAUGCUGGAUUUGAUGUCUGGAUGGCGAACACGCGAGGGAAUGAGUAUGGAAGAAACCACACUCACCUGAAUGUCAAGGACAAAGCAUUUUGGAAUUUUACGUGA
Cylicostephanus goldi is the source of this 330-nucleotide messenger RNA. The record is from the annotation of a GenBank genome assembly. NCBI's taxonomy places the organism in Eukaryota, Metazoa, Nematoda, Chromadorea, Rhabditida, Strongylidae.